GGAGACGCGAGAGAGGGAGAGGAGAGUAGCGAAGAGCGCUAGUGGAUAGAGGCGCGCUUCCCUGAGCUACUUGCAGGAACAAAACGCCGGACUCGACACUGAGCGAUGACCGUGGCGCGGGGAGACUGAGCAGACCGGAAAUAAAAACGCACGCAUAGGGAGAGGCGGAGGAGGGUGCACAGUUGGUAGAUACCUGCGCGUAUUCGUUUUAGCUGCAGUUGAGCUAAGGUUUUUUUCACAUUUUCUGGUGAGAAGUGAGAGAAGAGCAUACUACCCUAUUUUAUCCGAUUCUUUUCUGUUUGCCUUUUCGCAUUCCCUCUGAAAGCAAACACUUCCUGGGGUAUUUUCCCACAUUCUGACCCCAGGUUUGACUCAACAUCGUAAUUGGGAUUUUUGUCAGACCGUAGACUUGGUUCUGAAAGCGGGACAACGACGCGCAGCAUCUCCAGUCAGCGAGGAGAACACAUUCCUCCAAACUCCGAACUGGUGCCCCCAAGACGCGAAACGGGACUGUUUCCAUUCCCAUCUGUGAGCUGAUGAAGAGAACAAUGUUUGGAAUAUUAGUGCCCGACCUGCCCCGGCGAAGAGUGGUGGAGUGAGGUACCCAGAGAGAGAGAGAGAGAGAGAGAGAGAGAGAGAGAGAGAGAGAGAGAGGUGAAGAGACGAAGGAGUCUGUACUGGUUGGCCGCCGUCCACUUGUUCGUUAGGGCCUUUUUGCCAUUCUCACCCUCGCACGUCAUUUUUCAUUUAUUUUACUGGAUACGCGGACGCACACACCCCAGGAGACGAACGAGGAGGACCUGCGCUCGCAACCUGGGCCAGUGGGAGGUAACUGUCAGAAGAAAUGCCGGUCCUAGGUGCCCUAGUACAUCACCACCUGGACCAUGGCGACACACUGGCCAAUGAGAAAAGAGAGAUGCUCCCAUGGCUCUGCCUGCCUUGCUAGAUGGCCGGCGUCCUCAUUGAUGCUUCUAUGGUUGCCGUGGGUGUUGCUAUGGCUGCCGUGGACUGCCCGAGCUGAACAAGCGGGCAGUGGGAAGGUUCUCCACGGUUCUCUUUCGUCCCCCUCGUCCUCAUCUUCCACAUCCAGCUCUUCAGCAUGGGGCUUCAACACAAGGCACAGUGGGGGGCAGCUGGACUGGCUGCUGUCGGAGAAGGGACCUUUCCACAGAUGUCCCGAGUACACAGAGUUCAGAGAGAGGUUCCAGCAGGGAUUUUCUACCAGAUACAAGAUUUACAGGGAGUUCAGUCACUGGAAGGUGAACAGCCCGGCAACAGAGAAGAGAGAAUUCCUCAAACCUCCGCUGCCCUUAGCGCCUGAGUUCCUGCGCAACCUGCGGUUACUGGGGCGAAGACCGACCCUGCAGCAAAUCAACGAGAACCUCAUCAAGAAGUAUGGGACCCACUUUCUCGUCUCCGCUACCCUGGGAGGAGAGGAGUCUUUGACAAUUUUCCUGGACAAGCAGAAGCUGAACAAGAAGUCGGAGGGUAACAGCAACACCUCAGUAGUGUCUCUGGAGCUGCUCCAUCAGCUGGCCGCUUCUUACUUCACAGAUCGAGAGAGCACCCUGAGGCGACUCCACCACCUACAGAUUGCCACCUCUGCCAUUAAGGUAACCGAGACGAGGACGGGCCCUCUCGGCUGCAGUAACUAUGACAGCUUGGACUCAGUUAGCUCCGUGUUGGUGCACAGCCCGGAAAAUAAGAUCCACCUAAAGGGCCUGCAAGAUGUCCUGCCGGAAUUCCUGCGUGGGCGCUUUGUGGAGGCAGCCCUCAGUUAUGUGGCAUGCAACUCGGAGGGCGAACUGCUGUGCCGCAAAAACGACUGCUGGUGCCGGUGCUUGCCCCGCUUCCCAGAGUGCAACUGUCCCUUUGCUGACAUUAAGGUCAUGGAGGAGAACCUUAAGAAGAGCAGGGAAGUUUGGGACAGCUUGAACCAAGAAUUUAUGGAAUCAGAUGAAUUUAAAGGCCUGCUGAAGCGCUUGCCCACUGACCGCUUCCUGAACGUGUCAACCAUUGCCAAGUUUUGGUUGGCCGACUUGUCCCUCCAGAAGCGCUUCGCCCAGUUGGAGUCCAGCACUGCCUUGGUUCUAGGGAAAGCCCAGAAGGUCGUCAGGAAACUGUUCACCCUGAGCAAGCGUUGCCCGAAACACCCUCUCAUCAGCCUGCCCAGAGAGAGGCCCGUCGGUUUUUGGUUGAGCAGGGCUCAGUCCUUGCUCUACUGCAAUGAGCAUGGCGUGCAAGGCUUCUUCUCUGAGGAAGGGAAGAGCUGUAGCUGCCCAGCAGAGCAGCCCACCUGCCAAGGAGCUGUUCCCUGUGUCAUUAGCACCACCUCCACCUCUUGCUCCUCCUGCGCCGCUGACAACGCGACCCGCUGCGGGGCCUGUCACCACGGCAACCUCCUCUAUCUCGGCUCCUGCCGGCCGAGCAUCGCCACAUCCCUGGACCACUACCUGAACUUUGACUUGGACAUGCCGGAUGCUGAGGUGAAGUACCUGCUUCAGCGACUUGACAGCAGAAUAGAGGUGCAUGCCAUUUACAUCAGCAACGACGUCCGCCUGGGAAGUUGGUUCAACCCCGCCUGGAGGAAGAGAAUGUUGCUGACCCUCAAGAGUAACAAAAAUAAGUCCAACCUCAUCCAUAUGCUGAUGGGCAUUUCUUUCCAGAUAUGCUUGACUAAGAAUUCAACACUGGAGCCUGUGCCUGCGAUUUACGUCAAUCCUUUUGGGGGAAGUCACUCAGAGAGCUGGUUCAUGCCAGUGAACCAGCCUGACUUCCCCGACUGGGAGAGAACUCGACUUGACGCUGUCGUCACAGCACAGUGUUACAACUGGACACUGACCAUGGGCAACACAUGGAAGUCGUUCUUUGAAACUGUGCACAUCUAUCUGCGAAGCCGCAUACUUACAGAUGAUCCGUCAGUGAACGAAACUCUCUUCUAUGAACCGCUAGACCUUGACGACCAGACGUCCAAUCUUGGGUAUAUGAAGAUCAACACACUCAAAGUGUUUGGAUACAGUCUGCACUUUGACCCCGAGGGCAUUAAGGAUCUCAUCCUCCAACUGGACUACCCUUACACGCAGACUACACAGGACGCCGCCUUUCUGAUGUUGUUGGAGAUGAGAGACCGAGUUAACAGACUGUCUCCGCCAGCACCGCAGCCCCUGGACCUGUUCUCUUGUCUGUUGCGCCAUCGCCUCAAGCUGUCUGCUGGAGAGGUGGCACGCAUUAAGGACUCUCUGCAGAUAUUCAACUCUAAGCUUCCCAAUGUUUCAGCUGAACCUGAGCUGGCCCAGCUUUGUACCUAGCUAGCUUAAGCAUACAAGUCAGGUUCCAGAAAUUAUGCUAGAAAGUGGAGUUGCUGCUAGACUGAACUGGGAAGGUACAGCAAAAUUAUCCACUUGGCCCCUAAGCCUCUGGAUUUAAAGAACAUCAAACGCUUUAAGAAAAACUCAGCAAUCUGCCUUCAGUUACUCUUGGCAGGUAUUCUGUUGUCAUAUUUCUGUCAGAAAUUCCAACCAGAAUUCUUUGAUGAACAGUGAGUGAUUUUGUGGACUUUUGAGAGAACAGCUGGACCCUUUCAUAAACUCUACUGUUCAAGCCUGGAUAAUUACUUUUGCUAUUGCUGCCCUGCUUUUGGCAAACUGUACGACUGGAUUACAUUCUGAGACUUCCUGAAACAGGCAGUAAUUUUUUAAUUUGGAACAUCAAGCUAAAUAAAGUAUACAUCUGCCUUGUAAAGAUAAAGAUGGUUUUGAUAUGUAAAGAGGAUCUUAAGGGGUCAAAACUGAGUAAAUUUAAAAGAAGGUUCCCCCUUUUCUAACCGUAUUGUGUUUUGGCUACAGAUCAAUCUCGUGGGAUGGGGAAACUCGGGAUAAUAUUAUAUAUGUGGUAAAUGAGUUCUGUCAUGCUUAACAGUUUAACAUUCGAUAAUCCUGAACCCCGUUACUGUCUUUGAAUAUUUAUUUUUAAUCCCUGCCUUCCAUUUUAUCUGGCAUUUGAAAAUGUGUAAUUACAGUAUCUAUGCUUAACAUUCGAGUGAGAAGCCUGUUAGUGAUGUUCUGUCCUUGGUGGCGUGUCUAUACCAAAAGAAGGUGAACACAUUUUUGGAAAACUUGGAACUUUGGAAAUAGCGAACUAAGUGUUGAGUUAUUAUUUUGUGAGGCGAAAAUUGUCAAGAACUCUUCUGAUUUGGAAAUGAAAAGGUCUGAGGAAAUAGCGCUGUAAAUAAAGCUUUUCCUGUGUGGACAAGUGCACAUUGCUUUUUAGAUAAGAGUGCAAAGACGAAAAAAAAUAUUUAUAACAAAAGCAAACUCAUGCCUUAUAUGGAGAUUCAAUGUUAAGAUAAGAAGCACAUUUAGUUUCUGUUUUUCAUUUGCCAGCAGAGGCUGUAUUUUGCUUUUUAUAUUUCAAUAUUUCUACCAAGACAGAACAUUCUCCAGAAUACGUAAUAAUGUAGCCUUUUCCCGCCAUGUAAAUGCUGGUCACUUUUUGCAGCUAAUUGUUUUGAUUUGGUGUUGUGAAACUUUUACGUUACUGGUCCCACUACACACUCCAGUUUGAGAAAAUCUAAGCUACUGAUUAAGUCUGCUUGAUCUAAUUAUGCUUUUAAAAUAAUUUUUCAAUGCUUUGGUUUAGGCUCAGGCCAUAGAAAAAAAUUGGUUUAUUUUCUUUAAUUGUCAGCAGCCAGCUACCGCAGCAACUGGGGCUACAAGACAUCUGCAGGUUAGCAAUUGUACUCUUGAGAGCUGCCAACUCACCGGAAUGAUACUUGAUAUGCUUUUACAUUUGCUUCACUAAUUUCUCACUGAAAGUCAGUAAACCUUGUAUGUCAUUUUCAGCAGUUCUUCUGUGCUCAGCUUGCUUAAGUAAAAAUUGGUUUAUCUAUUUG
This is a messenger RNA of Gasterosteus aculeatus aculeatus (three-spined stickleback), 4891 nucleotides long. RefSeq names its product bone morphogenetic protein/retinoic acid inducible neural-specific 2 (gene brinp2). NCBI's taxonomy places the organism in Eukaryota, Metazoa, Chordata, Actinopteri, Perciformes, Gasterosteidae. Gene Ontology annotation, cellular component: cytoplasm; dendrite; neuronal cell body. The record is from RefSeq and is a predicted model, not a curated record. Gene Ontology annotation, biological process: cellular response to retinoic acid; positive regulation of neuron differentiation; nervous system development.